ACUCAAACACACACACACACACACACACACAGCAGUUUGUUGCUCUGCUCCGAGAAUGUAUUCAGAAGAUUCCCCAGUUCUCACCAGUGACGAUCUUCAGUCGACAAAAUCUGGGGUCCAAGGAAUAAAUGGCCAGAUCUCCCAGAUCCCAGGACUGUCCCAAGCUAUGAACCCUGUCCCUGAUGAGAGGGCCCGGGGUCGCAGGGUCGGAGUCCUGGACAGUGAUUCUGACUAUGUCAAACUUGCAAAACAAGGAGGACAUAGGGGACUUUUGUGGCACGAGAACACAAUUACUUCCAACACUAACUCAUACCAACCUCCAGACUGGUUCUGCACUGAGUCAGGUGACAACAGCGAACCAAGCCUAAUUAACACUGACGAGAAUAAAAACCCUGGAGCUUUUCAACAGCUAGAGCCUCCCUUUGGGAAUGACAACAUGUCGGCCUGGGAGAGGGAUGAUAGCAGCAGCAAUGGCAAAGAGAAGGACAACAAUGUUCAUGACAGCCAGUUGGAGAAAUUGCAGUCACCCACUCAAUAUUACCAGACCAGCAAAUUCAAGAGAAUAGUGUACGACAAGAAACCAGCUCCUGUCGACAUGUCUAAGCUGUUGAGCUUUGGUUAUGCAGAAGACGACAAACCAAUAGCCAACCACGAUUUGUCAAACUAGAAGACUGCCAGUGGAAAAGGAUGCCCAAAGUUAAAUGCUUCCAACAGGAAUAGUUGCCAUCCUCUCCUCUAACAACACUUUUUUUACCCUUUCAUGCUGAGCCACAUCAAAUGUUUAACCUAGUUUCUAUUGUUUUGUCACGUCAGAUGUAUUACUCAAGCGUGAAAGUGCUUAACUGAAUUAAAGCUAGGACCUUUUUAUUUAUUUUGCCUGUUAGUGGUGCCUCAUUACCUGUAUUCCUUAAGUAAAGAAGGCACCCGUAAGCCUCGUGUUAAGUUUUUUGCAGUGUCUGUAACUCUGUUAAAGGCAGCUUUAAAGAAUAAGAGUUUAAUUAUUCAAAUAAAAUAAAAAUUUAUUCAAAA
This is a messenger RNA of Morone saxatilis (striped sea-bass), 1029 nucleotides long. RefSeq lists its product as uncharacterized. The transcript is spliced from 8 exons. The record is from RefSeq and is a predicted model, not a curated record. NCBI's taxonomy places the organism in Eukaryota, Metazoa, Chordata, Actinopteri, Moronidae. The coding region runs from base 56 to 667 and encodes 203 amino acids.